Molecule: messenger RNA, 4286 nt
Organism: Oncorhynchus tshawytscha (Chinook salmon)
Lineage: Eukaryota; Metazoa; Chordata; Actinopteri; Salmoniformes; Salmonidae
Product: alpha-ketoglutarate-dependent dioxygenase FTO
Exons: 10
Coding region: 35-1942 (635 amino acids)
Biological process (GO): regulation of multicellular organism growth; RNA repair; DNA alkylation repair
Molecular function (GO): ferrous iron binding; broad specificity oxidative DNA demethylase activity; mRNA N6-methyladenosine dioxygenase activity
Source: RefSeq, a predicted model, not a curated record
UGAAAGCGGGUGUGUAAACACAACUCUAGGAAACAUGAAACGAUCGGGUGGCAGUGAGAGCGAGAAGAGAAGAAAGAGGCGCAGGCUGCUGCAGGAGCUAGGAGACCAGCGCAUCCCCUACCUCGGGCCCUCAGACCAUGGCUUCCAACAGCUGUGGGAGACUAGCUACUCUGGCCUGGCUCUGCGGCGGUCCUGCUCCCUGCCUGAGGAGCUCCAUGGUCGGGUGGAGGCUGCUCUGUUCACCCUGCGGCGGAGGGGCUGUUUCCUGAGGGACCUGGUGAAGGUGAGGGACCGAGACGUCUUCACUGCCGUGUCCCGGGUGCUGCUGGGUCAGCCAGGAACCACCUACCGCUAUCUGGACACGCGGCUCUUCACCAUCCCCUGGCACACUGACGAGCAGAGAGGGACCUGCUGUGACCCAGACCUCAGCGCCGCCUGCAAAGCACUCUGGGAGCUCAACUGCUUCUUCUGCUCUGAUGUUGGAGACAGGAAGGAGGGGGAUGUUUUCAAGCAGUGCAGGAAAGAGUUGGUUGGUGCUAUAGAGUCUAAACCCAGUGUAGAAGGAGACACGGGGUCUAAAGAUAGUGAGGAGUCCAAACCCAGUGACGAUGGAGGAGACUCAGAGUCCAAGCAGAGUGAGGAGGGAGAGACUGAGUCAAAGCACAGCGACGAUUGGGACAUAGAGUCAAAAUAUAGUGAAGAGGAAGGCCCAUCGUCCAAACAGGAUGCAGCGUGGGAGUCAAGACACGGCGACGAGAUGGGAGACAUGAAGACUAAACAAACUGAAUUGGGGAGUCCAACGGCGUCAAAACAACACAGUGAGGGAAAACACACAGGCUGGAAGCACAGGCCAGCUGGCAGCACAGAGACGGAGACCACAGACCUAGGCCCUCAGGAGAAGCCUGUGGCUGAGCUAAAACACAGUCUCUCUGGGUACCACAUUGAAGAUGAGGAGGAUGAAGACCAGCAGAGUGGCCAGGGAUGCUCUAACCUCAACCCUGCUAAGACAUCCUGUCCUGGCCCGACCCAGUUCAACGUCACCCUGCUCAACUACAUGGACCCAGCAGCUAUGAGCCAGCUGAAAGAAGAGCCGUAUUAUGGGAUGGGUAAGAUGGCUGUGGGCUGGCACCAUGAUGAGAACCUGGUCAGCCUAUCUCCUGUGGCCGUCUACAGCUACAGCUGUCAUGACGACAAAGCAGGUGUGAGCUCGGAGGAGGGUGCUGCAGAGAAGGGCUGCUGGAGGAUUGGUCUAAAGGUGGCCUGGGACAUCCACACCCCUGGACUGACCCUCCCACUGCAGUCCGGAGACUCCUACUACCUUAGAGAUGACCUGAACAGGACCCAUCAGCACUGUGUUCUGGCUGGAGACUCAGCCCGCUUCAGCUCUACACACAGAGUGGCAGAGUGUUCCACCGGGACCUUGGACUACAUCCAGUCCCGCUGCCGGGAGGCCCUGUCUAACCUGAGCACAGACCCAGAAACAGGGACCCACAGCCUGCUGUCCCUGCUGCCAGCUACCUUGCAAGGCUACGAGGAGAUACACAACGAGGUGGAGUUUGAGUGGCUGAGGCAGUACUGGUUCCAGGGCCAGCGUUACACCCGGUUCUGCAGCUGGUGGGCCAGACCCAUGGAGCAGCUGGAGAAUGACUGGAGAGAGAUGGAGCUCAUGACGCAACUCUUACUGGCAGCGGUAGAGGAAGAGGGACAACCGGAGGAGGGCAGGAGAGAGAUGGCAGAGACCCUGCUAACUGCCCUGACAGACAGACAGCAGCACAGACAGACCUGGAGAGACAGGUGCCAUUCCAGCCUGGCCCAGACCCUGCCCCCAGAAGAGGCCCCCGUUGACCGGCCAUUUUGGGCCGACGACGACCCCAGCAUGCCUCUGCCCUUUGACCUAGCUGACAUCAUCAACAGGGUGGAGUCACUCCUCUGGAGGAUGUGACGGAUGGGACACAAAGAAAAGAGAAGGAGAAAGAGAGCGAGAGAGUCACCCCGUCAUCUGAACAGCCUCUAUCGUGAGGACAGACGACAGAGGAGGAGAACAGGACCUACCAACUCCUGAUGGUGUCAACGUCCUCCAAUGGGGGUAGACAUCCCCACCCCAGCCCACCCUGGACCCCUCCCAACCCUGUACCUCGCCCCACCCCACCCAAACCAGUCUCAUCUAGCUUUGCUUGGAUUGACUCAACAUGGCUGCAACAUGAGGAUGGAACCCUGAGUAGUGCUUUGCUAACAUGCUAUAGCUGGUAUUGGAACUUGUCUCACAAUGGUAACGUGGAUAACCUGCAGAAUUAAAACUGAAUGUGUAGGAAUGUAUUAUUUCAAUCAAUGUUCUGUUUCUUUUCUACAUUUAACCAGCUUUGUGUAUGGAUAUGACAAAUAGUCAUACAGAUGUAGGAUCUUAAUUUGACCAGUUUCUCACAGCAGCAAAAUUAUCCUGCAGCAACAGGAAAUGUGAAUUAUUGGGUGGAUUAUAAUUAAUGGACAUUUUUGUAAGGGUUGAUACAUUUUUACUUAGGGCAAAUCAAGUCUGACAUUUUCAUGUGGAAAUUACAAACAGAAAUCCUUUUAAACCUUUUAAACCUUGAAUGCACUACAAGUUUGCAUUUCCUUGCUGCGCAGGAAAUUUCCUGCAACAACAGGGUGUUCAAAUUAAAAUCCUAUAUCUGUAGUACAUUUAUACUUUCUGUUUCUAACUCAAUGUUGUUCUAAUUAUACUGUUGUAUCCUAAUGUCCAUUCACUUCCUGUAUUUCACAACUUUCUUGUUUAGAAUCUCACAGGGCAUGACUUUGUGUUACUAAGAUGUGACUGAAAGUGUUCGUGUGUGUGUGUGUGUGUGUGUGUGUGUGUGUGUGUGUGUGUGUGUGUGUGUGUGUGUGUGUGUGUGUGUGUGUGUGUGUGUGUGUGCGUGCGUGCGUGCGUGCGUGUGCGUGUGUGUGUGAAUGUGUGCCACUGCAGUAUUUACAAUAUGUGAAAUUGUAUGUGUGUGAAGCAGUAUGAUAGGGCCUGUAGCAGGGCUAGGAGAUGUUUGUGUUAGAGAGGAAAGGACACAAGUCUAGUAGGCCUCUAGGUUCUAGUAGGCGUGUCUCUGUCUGCAGGCCUGUCUCUAGUCUGCUCUGUAGGGCUGAAAGGCAGCCCAGGCAGACAGCUACUGUAGGGCUGAAAGGCAGCCCAGGCAGACAGCUACUGUAGGACUGAAAGGCAGCCCAGGCAGACAGCUACUGUAGGACUGAAAGGCAGCCCAGGCAGACAGCUACUGUAGGACUGAAAGGCAGCCCAGGCAGACAGCUACUGUAGGACUGAAAGGCAGCCCAGGCAGACAGCUACUGUAGGACUGAAAGGCAGCCCAGGCAGACAGCUACUGUUGGACUGAAAGGCAGCCCAGGCAGACAGCUACUGUAGGGCUGAAAGGCAGCCCAGGCAGGCAGUUUUUUUUAGGGCUGAAAGGCAGCCCAGACAGACAGCCACUAUACUGUAGGGCUGAUAGAAGGAUCCCCAUCCCAAUCCUAACACUUUAUUUCUGGGAUCAUCAACUAGAUUCAGCCGCGGGACGAAUUACAAAUCAUUUUUAGACUGCAAAUUGACCCCAAGAAGCCUAAACAGAUAAUAUUUGACUAAAACAUAAUAAUUUCAAACCUUGCUCACGUUUGUACACGAUUACUUGUCUCACUAUUAUGCGUGGGAAUACUUGGGAAUUAUUUACAAAAUAUUAUUAUCUUAUUAUUAUUUUGCUUCAAAAACUUGGGGGCCAAAUAAAACCACCCGCGGGCUGCAGUUGGGCAGCUGCUUUCUUUGACCUAGUCACCAUAAUGCCUUUAUAACAAUGUUCUAAACAUGUCAUAAUGCUACAUAGCUUGUGUCAUUGUGAUAACUGAAGCUUUAUGGCAUGUGUUGACAAGUUAUGACUCAUGGUAUGAAGCUUUAUAACAUGGUUAGGACAUUUUUAUGAAGGGUUAUGAAGAGCUCAUGGUGUUUAGUUCAAAUGAAGUGUUACAAAUUUCUUUAUCUAUAUAUAUCAACAGGAAGUAGAACUGAUAUGUAGUGUUAAAAAUCCACUUCUCAAAGUUGUUUUUUACUUCUGGAAGUUUUUCCAAUUUCAAAUGUUAACGGUUGCCAAAAUGUUGUUCUCUUGCUGAAUCUUUUUCUAUGUUGACUGAGGUUGAGAUUGUAGACUGGCUGUAUUGUUGAGUUGAACAACUAUGUGCUCUCUGUUUCACAGCUCAGCUUGUCUGUCUGAAGCUUUAGGAAGGCAGUAAAUAAACCAAGACAGUGUUUUAUGACCCUC